AUGGAGAAGGAGAGGCGUGCAGCGGCUGCCGAUGCUGCAGCUGCUGCGGCCAAAGUGCCGCCGCCGCCACUCCCAUUGCCACCGAACCUCACAGUGGCACAGCUGCCAAAGCUGCUCCGCCCAACCGGAAAGCGGUUUCAAGCAGCGAGAGGACAUGACGCUGAGCCUGAUGGGACGCGUGUCACGACGGAGGUGACAGAGCCACCUGCAGCGGCAGACGAAGCGGCAGGCAGCUCUUCGCAUGGACUGGCGGCCACGGUGGGAGAGCUCUCAGGUCAGAACAGAUCUGGAUCUGACUCCUGCCCCAGACAUAGCCCCAGCCACUGCCCACAAGCAUCUGAGAAUUCGGGCUCCGACCUGAAGCAGGAGUCGGAGACGCAGUGCGACCGCGAGCUCCCCCCGAGUCCGUCGCACCCAACUCAUGGCGACAGCCACAUCGCUGCAUCACUUGUGCCACAGCAGGCUCCGCCGGAGGUGUGCCUUCUCAGUGAACCUGCGCCGGAUGCACCGGAGAUCUCGGACGACCCAUCCAUCCAGGCGAAGCCAGACAUCCAGCUUGCUGAAGCAGUGUCGCAGAUCCUGAGCGAUGUUGGUGCGCUCUCAACAGAGUGCAAGAGGCUGUUCAAAGAUACCUGUGCAUCGGGAGACUGCGAAGCAGGAGAACUCGUAGAUGCAGAGCAGCUGCACAAGCUGACGCAGAUGCUCAUAGAUCGGUUUGGCUGCACUUCCCCCGCCACGCUGGAUCGCAUCGGUCACGUCUAUGUGGCAGCCACCUCUGGCAGACUAGAACAAGGAUUACCGGAGCUGGAGUUCCGCGGGUAUGUGGCCGCAGUGUUGACCCAAAUACUCCAAGACUUGGAGCGAAGAUCUGUCACAACAUCGGAGGAGGAGAAGGCGUCGGAAGCCACCGGUGCCGAAGAGUCAGACAGCUUCAGCAUGGUGGAGUCGCUGCAAGGCUGGUUGGCGCAGCUGACGUCGUCAUUUGCCUAG
This is a messenger RNA of Symbiodinium natans, 990 nucleotides long. The record is from the annotation of a GenBank genome assembly. Lineage: Eukaryota; Dinophyceae; Suessiales; Symbiodiniaceae.